CUCCUUAUGGUACGUCCGUGUGUAUCAAUGUCUGUAGAUCGUCCUAGUUCCUCAACCUUAUCGCAACGUCUUCAGAUAUCGCUACGCGACGUCAACUUGACGCUUUCGGAAUUUCUGGUCGAGCAAGGAUGGCCGUUGCACACUGAGAAUGUUACUCGCUGGUAAGCUAGCUUGAUCCGGUGCCCUAACACUCGGUUGACGGUUCGAGGUUGACUCGUCUCAGGACCGCUGCCAGCCGCUCUCGCAUGCUCUAUUAUGCGGCGAAGCAAAGCCAGAUACAGUCUCUCAAGCCCGAGCAUGGCCGUAUGCUCGAGCAAUUGACGUUUUCUCAAGAGGUUGAAGCAUCAUCCCUGAUUCACGAUGCAAUGCUCGGGACCGUCCCGACAUCUUUGUCAGACGCAAUCACGCUAGCUCGUUCUGAUAUUGAUAGCCUGGAUAGUUACGGAUGGUGUCCGCUGCACUGGGCAAUCUAUCUGGCCGAUUACGCUUCGUUCGAUAUGCUGUUGUAUCGCGGGGCGAGCCCCGAGACGACUACCAGGAGAGGGUGGACACCUCUGCAUUACGCAGCGCGAUAUGAAUCUCCUGGUUCGGUGAGGAUGACUAAAGCACUACUCGACGCUGGUGCAAACAUUGAUGCCAAGGUCGACAACUAUCGUGGGUCCAGAGGAGAGACCGCAAUCAUGUUCGCAUUCGACAACCCUGAUGUUGUAGACUUACUACUGCAGAGAGGAAGUGCUUUGGUGGUUGAGACCGACACAAACUGGGUGUGCCCGCUCUCGUACAGGGCUCGCCGUACAAGUAACGUCUCCCGUUGGGAUCCGAGGAGGGCCUACUGGGACCGAUCUCUCGACUUACUCUGCAACGCCGGCAUGGAUCUUAAUGUACCGUCCAAACAGAGGGGUUUCGAAGGCAGAACACCCAUCCAUGACACGAUUCUGUGGCGCAACGCAGCGUUGUUGGAGCUCCUGAUCCAGCACGGCGCCAGACUCGAUGCCGUUGACAAGAAGGGGUCCGGAGUGCUCCACUUCGUGGCCCAGAGUGCGAAUCGGGAGCUCAUUGACAUCUUGAGAGAUGCUCGUAUCCGCGGGUUGAACCCCGAUCAAGCAAACGCGGCUGGCGAUACUCCGAUGAAGAUUAUGACAGCCAGGCUUUAUAGCAAGGAAGACUCUAGACAGCCGGGCGAGACGGUGCCGACGUUCGACGAGUGGUUGGCUUUUAAAAACAUAUUAGAAGAGAUUCGAGAACGCAAUCUCGAGGACUUCUUGUUGGGACAUAAGUGCAUGGACAUUGUUGAUGAUGUCAGCUCCAGCGGCAUUUCGAGCAGCACCAGUGACGACGUGGAUUAG
Colletotrichum scovillei is the source of this 1346-nucleotide messenger RNA. RefSeq lists its product as uncharacterized. The coding region runs from base 246 to 1346 and encodes 366 amino acids. NCBI's taxonomy places the organism in Eukaryota, Fungi, Ascomycota, Sordariomycetes, Glomerellales, Glomerellaceae. Gene Ontology annotation, molecular function: protein binding. The record is from RefSeq and is a predicted model, not a curated record. The transcript has a single exon.